Molecule: messenger RNA, 7422 nt
Organism: Chelonia mydas (Green sea turtle)
Lineage: Eukaryota; Metazoa; Chordata; Testudines; Cheloniidae
Gene: MRTFA
Product: myocardin related transcription factor A
Exons: 19
Coding region: 262-3987 (1241 amino acids)
Biological process (GO): smooth muscle cell differentiation
Source: RefSeq, a predicted model, not a curated record
AGCCAAGGAGCGGGUGGGGGCGGGGCAGUUUCCGUGGCUGAGGGAGCCGGCGGCGGCGAGGCAGGGUUACCAACAGUUCGGGGAAGUUUAUUCUCGGGGGCCGGCUCCGGAAGGGGACGAGGCGAUGCCGAAGCCGGGAUGGAGUCGUGACCAGUGAUCAGAGGUUGCUGCUGGCAUGGAACCAAACUGUGUGUGUUUGUGGGAACUGUAAGCAAGAUUUGCUCAAGGCAACAGUGAAAAGAUUUCAGGUGAUCUUCAAAGAUGGCCUGUCCCCUACUCUUUAAGCAGGUUGCCAUCACGAAAGCCAAAGUGGAUUUCUCCGGUGUGAUGUGCCUGCCCCCUUCCGCCAUUGCUGGAAAUGGGCUGGACGGAGGAGGGGCUGGCGAAAAUGAUGAUGAACCGGUGUUGGUGUCGCUUUCUGCGGCACCAAGCCCCCAGAGCGAAGCUGUUGCUAAUGAGCUGCAGGAGCUCUCCCUGCAGCCCGAGCUGACCCUGAACCUUCACCAUGGCCGAAACCCCAAUCUCCCUCCGUUAAGUGAGAGGAAGAAUGGGACAUCUUCUUUGUUACUGCAUCUGCCUUCUGACCCUGGGACGUCCUCCAGCAUGUUGGAUAAAGCCAAGACGCUCCAGCCUGCUUAUGUCGGGAUUGUGCCACUUGCAGAGACUGUGUCGAAGCAGGGGAAGAGCUGUUCAAACACUUGUCAGGAUUCAUACCACAGCUUACGGGAAGUGCUGCAGUUGAAGCUCCAGCAGCGACGGACACGGGAGGAACUGGUGAGCCAGGGGAUCAUGCCGCCUCUGAAAAGUCCAGCUGCAUUUCAUGAACAGAGAAGGAGCUUGGAGCGCGCCAGGACAGAGGACUAUCUGAAAAGGAAGAUCCGGUCCCGGCCAGAGAGAUCGGAGCUGGUCAGAAUGCACAUUCUGGAAGAGACCUCAGCUGAACCCUCCCUGCAGGCCAAGCAGCUGAAGCUGAAGAGAGCAAGACUGGCAGACGACCUCAAUGAGAAGAUAGCCCAGAGGCCAGGUCCCAUGGAGCUGGUGGAGAAGAACAUCCUUCCUGUGGAGUCCAGCCUGAAAGAAGCCAUCAUUGUUGGGCAGGUGAACUACCCAAAGGUUGCAGAUAAUUCCUCUUUUGACGAGGACAGCAGUGAUGCUUUGUCCCCAGAGCAGCCAGCCAGCCAUGAGUCCCAGGGAUCUGUACCAUCACCAAUGGAUGCUCGGAUUGGUGAGCCGCUUCCCAGCACCACUGUGUCAUCACCAGCUCAGGUUGUGUCCCAGUUACAGAUCAAUGCAGACGCCAAUGAAACACCUUUCCUACCUGAACAGCCACUCCCUCCUCUUCCACCACCACCUCUGCUGCCUCCUAGCUUCACCAACAGAGCCACUAUUCCUGCUGCCAAGCCCCCACCAACGCUCAUUAAGCAAAGUCAGCCCAAGUCUGCCAGCGAGAAGUCUCAGCGCAGUAAAAAAGCCAAGGAACUGAAGCCGAAAGUCAAGAAGCUUAAAUAUCACCAGUACAUCCCCCCGGACCAAAAGCAGGACAAAGGGGCUCCCCCCAUGGACUCCUCCUAUGCCAAAAUAUUGCAGCAGCAACAGCUCUUCCUGCAGCUCCAGAUCCUCAACCAGCAACAGCAGCAGCACUACAACUAUCAGACCAUCCUGCCAGCCCCGCCAAAGCCUCCAGGAGAGCAGCAGAGUGGCACUAGUGCCCCUGCCAUGCGUAAUCUCUCUGCUGCCGUCAGCAACGCAUCUUCUGUAUCCUCCAGUUCUAGUGGGCUGAUGCGACAAAACAGUAACGCCACAGUGGGCAAACCAGGCCCUCUCCCUACCAACCUAGAUGACAUGAAGGUGGCAGAGCUGAAGCAAGAAUUGAAGAUGAGGGCGCUGCCUGUCUCGGGCACCAAGACGGACCUGAUUGAGCGGCUCAGAGCUUACCAGGAGCAGAAUGGCACAGCCAGCCAAACAGCCAGCACUCCCAAGCCCAAUGCAACAGCCAUCCUCCCAAAAGCUGCUGAGGUGGUGGUAGCCUUCCCAGCUGCUAGGCUGAGCACUGGGCCGGCACUGGUCACUGCUGGCAUUGCAUCAACAGAGGUAGUUGUGGCCACCGUCACCAGCAAUGGCGUGAUGAAGUUUGGGAGCACAGGCUCAACACCACCUGUUUCGCCCACCCCCUCAGAGCGUUCACAGAUGAGCACUGGGGAUGAGAACUCUGCCACUGGAGAUGCCUUUGGAGAGACGGUGACUUCGCCUCUGACCCAGCUCACCCUGCAGGCAUCUCCAGUGCAGUUCCUGAUGAAGGAAGAGAGUUCUAAGGCUACCUCCUGCAGCCUAAAUCCAGCACCCAGGUUGGAGCGGUGCAGCGUCAGCAGUAGCAAGGAUAUGGAGGUCCAGGAUAAAGACCAGAUGUUGCAGGAGAAGGACAAGCAGAUUGAGGAACUCACCCGAAUGCUGAAACAGAAGCAGCAGCUGGUGGAGAUGCUGAGGCUGCAGCUAGAGCAGGAGAAACGGUCUCAGCAGCCACUACUAGCCAUGGAAACCGGAGUGGGAGGGGUGGUCCCUGCCUCCAGUCCAGUGGCUUUUGGCACCCAGAUUAAGAGUGAAAAUGGCUUCCCGAGUUGCCAGUCUGCAGGGCUGCCUGAUGGCCAAACGGAUCAAUUCAACCCUGUGUCCACCGCUAGCCAAAUGGACACUUCGGAUCCAAGCUCAGUGCCAAAGAAAGUGGUGAUGGUGAAGCAGGAGGUUCUGACAGCAGAAACAGAGCCACCAUGCCAGUCCCACACCCCGCAGCUCUUCCUUGGUCAGCAAGGGGGUGCCCUGAGUGACCUCAUCAAGGGGGCCCCUCCCCCUACCCUCAUCACAGAUUCCACGGGGACCCACAUUGUCCUUACAGUGACCAAUCAGAAUGCUGAGAGGCGGGGCCUCUCACCACAGGGGAAUAGCUGCACAACAUUGCAGAGAGUACAGUCGUCACCCACUAAAAUAUCCAGCCAACCACAGUGUCCGCUACCUGCAAGCAACUCGCAGCAGCAGCCUCCCCCCAGGCUACUGAACCAGCCCGUCAAGAAGGCUCAGAAGCCAGGUCUGCAGGUGGUCACUGGGCAGCUGCCCCACACAAUUUUGUCUUUCUCAGCGCCUCCAAACCUGCAGCCCUUUUUCCUCAACGGCUUUCACAAAGGAUCCCUGAAAACUGGUGCUCCUGGCAAAGCCAACCAACCCAGUGUGCCAAAAAAGUCAUCCUCACAGCCAGGCUCUCCUGCUGCCACUUCCCCAUCCCAGAUGGACCUUGAGCAGCAGCACCCGCACCCGUCCCUUUUCGGAACCCCUCCACCUCCUCUCCCUGGCUCCUCGGUGCCGAUGAAAGAACCACCAGGCUAUGAAGAGGCCAUGAAGCAGCAGCCAAAGCCCCAGGAGGAGAAUGGCUGUUCGAGCCAACAGAUGGACGACCUGUUUGACAUCCUCAUAGAGAGUGGAGAGAUUUCAGCUGAUUUCAAGGAGCAGCCAUCUCCAGCUGGGAAGGAGACAUCAGUGUCUCCAGCAUGCGCCUCGCCGCCCAACAGCCACCAUUCUUCUGAGCUUCCCCUGCAGAUGUUCCUUGGCCAUACUAGCUGCAUUAAUCCUGUCACAGCAGGCCGGCUGGAGGACUUCCUGGAGAGCAGCACUGGCCUCCCCCUUCUGCCAGCAGGCCACGAUGGGCCUGAGCCCUUGUCCCUGAUAGAUGACCUCCAUAGUGAGAUGCUGAGCAGCUCAGCCAUUCUGGACCACCCGCCUUCACCCAUGGACACGUCAGAAUUGCACUUUGCCCAUGAGCCUACAGGGGGACUAGCCCUGGACCUAGCUGAGGCUAACUUGGACAGCAUGGAUUGGCUGGAGCUUUCGGGGGGCCCUGUCAUGAGCCUUGCUCCCCUAAGCACUGCAGUCCCCAGCCUCUUCUCCACAGACUUCCUUGAUGGACACGAUCUGCAGCUGCACUGGGAUUCUUGCUUGUAGCUCUCUGAACUGAGAUGGAAGGGAAUGGGGGGGAGGGCACAGGCAUGGGGGCAGGGGGAGAGGCCAAUCAACCAAAAAUGAGCCCCUUGAGUGUAAACUCUUCCCCCAGUCGUGACCUCCUGUAGUGAAACUCGUACCAUUGGGAAGGGCUGGCACAGCUGUUGGUGGGUCAUUGUGCUCACUGGGGCUACAAUCAGCAGGUUAGAGCAGAGCAGUAACCAUAGCUGUCAGGGGACAGGAGCUGCAGGGGUCUGAGACUGGCUGGUUCCCUGCCUAUACCCCUUCUCUAAAGCUGAAAUAACACCACUGUAUGGCAGGGAGACCUCCCUUGGCUUGCAGGAACAGCUCAACUGGGAGCCCGGAGGGGGGAGUGGCAUGGGGCAGCCUAAACGCAAUUAGGAAACAAAGGGGUUUACGCUGUUCUGGGAGGGCGGAAGGGUGAAUGGUCACUGACAGGGACUCCUUGUGUUAGGCAGCAGCUCAGCUAUUCCUCCCAGCUGCUGUUUAAGGAAUGGGGAGUGCUCCCUCGAGCACUGUGAGCCAUGGCCCCGCUCUUUCUCCAGGCCAGAGCGGUCAUGCCCGUCUCACAGGAGAGGCUUCAGGCCAAAGGGAUGCUCGAGCAAUAAGACACGUUCCACCAGAGGCAGUACAAGGGACUGGAGAGGUUAGGAUCUGCUGUGUGGCUGGAGGGGCGAGAGCUACAUGGGGGAAUGACCAGGCAGCGCACCCUUCACUCUGGGGAGCCCUACAGUCACAGAUGCUAGUGCCCAAAGACAUACCCUCCCUCUAGCAGGUCAGACUCUUGCUUGUUAGGGGCCCUGUGCUAAGCCCUUCAUACAAUCCAGAAUGAGAAACCAGACCAGGGAGAAGGGGAUCAUGACUGGAAACCCAGCCCUCCCAAGAGCAAAGUGGAGUAACUUGCCACAGGAGCUUGUAGGGCACGGCAGUUUAAAACUCAGGCAGUCAAAGGGGCUCAUGAGCUUUCUGCCACUCAGGUGGAAGGCGACUACAUGGCCUCCACUUUCCAGCUCUGAGGUGCUGUUACUCAUGGUAGAGCAGGUACUUGCCUAGAAUCCCAUAGGGUUGAGCUUCAGCUUUGUGUGUGUGGCUUUUGCAGGGCUCUGAUCCUGGGUGGGGUGUUGGAGGGGUAGGUGUGUGCUCUGCAGCAGGUGUAAGAGUCAUGGCUGCAGCCCAGAAAAGGCUAAGCCUGCUGCUGGGUUCAUGCUGCACAAAAGGAGACUUUGGCCCAAGCUGCAUUACGGUGCUAAAGUCCUGCUCUUUCCAUCGGGGCCCCAGCCUCCCGCAGACCUGGGGUGGGCCAAGAAUCCCAGCACAGAGGCUGCAGCAGGCCCUUUGCUCAUUCUGCCCCCUAGGGUUGGUACUCAGUCUGCAGCCCAAGCUGUGAGGACAGGGAGACUUCCCUGUUGCUACAGGGCUUCACAGAAAUGAAGGGGAGAGGGCAAGUCUGAGUGGUAAGCGCCGGCUGUGCUCAUGCUGCCCUGCAGCAGUGGCAGAUGUUUCCUUCCAGGGCAGGGCUCUGGCCCAGGCCCCGCUCUGGGAGGCAUGUGGAAGGCUAUUCUCAGGCAUCCCUAAAGGAGGUGCAAUGGCAGGACGUUCUCUGCUGGGCUGUGCCACGUUCUCCCCAGUCCCAGAGGAGUAAAAGGAAAAUAAAUCCAUUUUCUUACUAGAAAUUUAACAACCAGUCUCCCUUCCACCCCACAUUUUGACCUACCCCUGUGAACUCCCUAUGCUGCAGUAGGGUGGGGAUUUUAGCUUAGUUUAUGGGACCUAGAAAUGGCCGCCUCAACCCCAAGUGGCUUUGGUAAUUAUGGCUGAGUUUGGAGGGGGUGGGGGUCUGCUUUAACUUCUUAUUAGUCCUAGUUCCCUUCUAGGCUUGUUCUGUCUCUGGUCAUUCAUCAUCCCGUGUGUGAAAAGUGAACCAGCCAUGCUGUUUGGAUCCUCCCCUCUUCUGCCCCAGACAGGUGCUGGUCCUGUGGGAAGCGGGUAGGUCUGCUGAAUAUCAUGUCAGCGUAUCUUACUGUCUGGAGUCUGUCCCUGGGAAGAGACAUGCCUCAGGGUUGGGGAGGGGGUCAUGUUGCUUUCUUGCCUCUUGGUACCUGCCCUUCAUUAGUAGCUAAGGAAGACACUCUGUACAUGUGUAUAUACCGCUCUAGCUGUUCUUGAAGGGAAAGUGGGGAGGAGUUGCAUCCACCUCCUACUCUGUGUCAAGGCAUAAACGGCAGCUGGGCAUGGUGUAGCUGAAUCACAGUGGGGGAGUGUGUCUUGCUUUGCUGGAGUCCCUUCUGCUUGUUCUGGGAGGAGAGCUGGUAUUUUAAUUCCGUGUGGUUUGGGGAGGAGAUGGAAGCAGGCCAUGGCUUAGCUGUUCUGGCCUGAUUGCACGUGCCAGUGAAAGCAGAUUGCCUUUUUCUACUAGUCUCAAUGCUGAAGCUGUGCCGCCCUCCCUACUCCAAUGGUGUUGUGGAGAAGCCAUGUGUCCUGAGCUUUAGAGCAGUUGUGCAACUGCCCUUGUUCCCAUUCCCCCUCCCCCCCCCCCCCCCCCCCCCGGGGCAUGAAUGGACUGCUGAACCAGGCUUCUCUCUCAUGGUCUGGAAUAGCCCUAGCUGAGCUCUCUCUCUUGUAUCAGGGCAAUAGAAAUAAUCAGUUCUUUCCUGGGGGGCUCACACCACCAGGGCUGCUGCAUCUGUUCUGCCCAGAACUCUACAUAUCACUUCACCCUUUGGAGUCUGAGCACGGUGUCUAUGUACAUGCACCCACCUGAAUCACUUACUCAGUGCUCUUGGGGUUAAAGAAAUUGUGUUUGAGGCAGAACAAACCCAUGUCCUUUAACCCUUGGGACCCAGGCUGGAGGGGCUUCCAGCCUAAUCUAAACUGCUCCAGUAUUGUGUGAAAACCAGGCUGUCAGUACGGCCUUGGAGGCUGUUUUUUUGUGUACCCCAGUGAUCCCUGGCCCCCCACUGGAGCCUAGCUAAUUUUUUUUGUACAAAUAAGAACCUAAAUACAACAGAGUUAAUAUUAAGCAGAAAACAAAUUAUCAAAGUGCAAUGAGAUAAUGCAGGAAGGUGGCAUCAAACCAGUUCCCCAACUGGGGUACGGGGAGAGGGUGGGUGUACCAAGUUGCUCGCCUCUGCUGCUGGGGGAGUGCAAAAUCCACAGGGGCCUAUUGCUGCAUAGGAAGAAGCCUAAGCCCCUCUGUGGACUGAGGUAGCUGGUAUUGAAAUGAUACUAGAGCUGGGCUCCCACUGCUGGUGGUGCUUCUCAGUGGAGGUUCAGGUGGGGAGGUGGCCUGUACUGGGGACAAUUAAAACCCUUUCUUCCAGAGAGUGACUCAGAGGUCCUUGCUGAGAAGCAGGAUCAUCCACUUCUCUGUACUCUUGGAGAUGUUCCAGCAAGAGGCCUUUUUGCAUCUCUCACAGA